GGAAUGAUUUGGGAACAGUCGCUGGUACACUGGUACACUCUGAUGCUGCUCCUCCUGAACGUUCCUCUCUCAACAACUCUCACCUCCUUUUUCUUCAGUCUUAGCUAGCUGUCAUAGUUGAAAUCCAGAUGAGACAUCUUUCAUGUUGCUGGAUGCUGCUGGGAUAAGUUUUUGACUUGCCUUUUAAGGAAUAUUUGCAGGAUUAUUCACCCUAUGGAUUUGGGAGGACUUCUUUUUCUGGAUUUACUCUACAGGGAACAUCUUGUUCAGUUGUGAACCUCUCUUGGUACCAUCUGCUGUGCCGUUUGGAGAAGUUCUGUCCGCCUUCGCCUCAGAAUUCCGACUCAACCGAGUCUGUCCAUAGGAUUCUCUUGGGUAGUGGGAAUUUCUCCCUUUCUCUCCCUUACUCUGUGUAAACAUGAGGAAGAAACUGCUGUACAUGUCAUGCAAAUAACACAGUGAUGUGCAGUUGUCCUUGUUUCCCCUUGUGGAUUGCAUCCUGCUGUGGUGUCUCUGUGCUCUUCCUGGUUGUGUGAAGCUAUGGGUUGUGUGUUCUCUCUUCCGGAGGACCGGCUUGCAGCUGCAGACAGGGCACCAGCUGCAAGAGAAACCAGCUUCAUUGAAAAGAUGAAGAAAACGGGCAAAAACAUUGUGGUCUUCUACGGUUCACAAACGGGCACAGGCGAAGAAUUUGCAAACAGGCUGUCUAAAGAUGCCCAGCGAUAUGGCAUGAAGGGUAUGGCAGCGGAUCCAGAAGAAUAUGACAUGAGUGAACUCUCUCGUUUAAAAGAGAUUGACAACUCCUUGGCCAUUUUCUGCAUGGCCACUUACGGAGAAGGAGACCCUACGGAUAAUGCCCAGGACUUUUAUGACUGGUUACAGGAGAGUGACGCUGACCUGGAUGGAGUUAAUUUCACAGUGUUUGCACUUGGCAAUAAAACAUAUGAGCAUUACAAUGCCAUGGGCAAGUAUGUAGACAAAAGGUUAUCAGAGCUGGGUGCCAAGAGGAUUUUUGACCUGGGCAUGGGAGAUGAUGAUGGCAAUCUCGAGGAGGACUUUGUGUCAUGGAGAGAGCAGUUCUGGCCGGCUGUGUGUGAACAUUUCGGUGUUGAAGCAACUGGAGAAGAGUCCAGCAUUCGUCAGUAUGAGCUAAAGGUCCAUGAAGACUUAAAUAUGAAUAAGAUCUACACAGGAGAGCUGGGACGCCUGAAGAGCUUUGAAAACCAGAAACCGCCUUUUGAUUCUAAGAAUCCAUUCUUAUCCCCUGUCACUGUUAACCGCAAGCUCAACAAAGGAGGUGACCGGCACUUGAUGCACUUGGAGCUGGACAUUACUGGAUCUAAGAUCAGGUAUGAAUCAGGAGACCACGUGGCUGUGUAUCCCACCAAUGAUUCCAAUAUCGUGAACAAGCUGGGGGAAGUCCUUGGCGUGGACCUUGAUACUGUUAUCUCCCUGAACAACCUUGACGAGGAGUCUAAUAAGAAGCAUCCCUUCCCAUGCCCAACCACAUACCGCACAGCCCUGACUCACUACCUGGACGUCACAAGCUGCCCACGUACCAAUGUCCUUUAUGAGCUAGCCCAGUAUGCCUCUGACCCCAAGGACCAAGAGAAUAUGCGCAAGAUGGCUUCCUCUUCACCUGAGGGCAAGGCACUGUACCAGACCUGGGUGCUGGACUCAAGCAGGAAUAUUCUGGCCAUUCUGGAGGAUCUACCAUCCUUAAGGCCACCCAUUGACCAUCUGUGUGAGCUUCUGCCUCGCCUACAGGCUCGUUAUUACUCAAUCGCCUCCUCUUCCAAGGUGCAUCCCAAUAGCAUCCACAUCUGCGCAGUGGUGGUGGAGUACCAGACAAAGACAGGCCGCACCAACAAGGGUGUUGCCACAAACUGGCUGAAGAACAAAGUGCCGACCGACAAUGGACACAAAGCCACUGUUCCAAUGUACAUUCGCAAGUCCCAGUUCAGACUGCCAUUCAAGUCCAGCAACCCUGUCAUCAUGAUAGGCCCAGGCACAGGCAUCGCUCCAUUCAUGGGCUUCAUUCAGGAACGGGCCUGGCUCAAACAGCAAGGUAAGGAAGUGGGAGAAACUGUGAUGUACUUUGGCUGUCGUCACAAGAAUGAAGACUUCUUGUACCAGGAGGAGCUGGAGGCGUUUGAGAAGGAAGAAGUGCUGACGCAGCUUAACGUGGCCUUCUCCAGGGACCAGGAAAAAAAGGUUUAUGUGCAGCAUCUUCUGAAGAACAAUAAGGAAGAAGUUUGGAGGCAGAUUCAUAAAGACAAUGCACACAUUUACAUCUGCGGGGAUGCCCGUAACAUGGCAAGGGAUGUGCAGUCAGUCUUCUACGAGAUAGCAGAGGAGCUAGGCGGCAUGACGCACACCCAAGCUGUAGAUUACAUAAAGAAACUGAUGACCAAGGGACGUUACUCUCAAGACGUCUGGAGUUAAACGUGUUCCCCGUGCUCUUCAAUAUUAUUUUUACAGAUUUCAUUGUUUCGGAGGAGUGCUUUAAACAUGUAUGUAAUCUUUGGAUUAUAGUAGAGAAAAACCUUGGGCACGCAGACUUAUAGCUCACUCACGGUAGUUUGGAGCUGGUGCUUAUAUUCUGGCAGUUGCCUGCAGAUUCUUACAGUGUACAUACAUACAGUCUUAGUGUGUGUAAUAUAUUCUCUUUCUGAUUUAACGCCUUACAGAAUGCAGCUCAUAAAAGGCACUGAGGUCUUCUUUUAGCAUAUGUGCAGAAUGUUGAAUGUUUUUAUGUGGGACCAUGAAACUAAUUAUGGAAUAGUAUUAGUGCAGGGCUGCUCAAUGUAGUCUUUCACUUUAUGCAUAGAAUUUGAUAUGACUAUCUUUGCAAUCUGCAGUAGCCACUAAUUUAAUAAGCCUGUUAAUGCAGCUGAAAAUGUAGUGACUUUGGUGAAAAUGCUGGCUGCAAAUAACUCUAAAGAGAUGUUAUGAUUAUGUAGCCCCUUUAGUUAUAGCAAUGCACUUGAUGCUUUAUAUAUAUAUAUAUAUAUAUAUAUAUAUAUAUAUAUAUAUAUAUAUAUAUAUAUAUAUAUAUAUAUAUAUAUAUAUAUAUAUAUAUAUAUAUAUAUGUAGGCUAUUGUGCUUCACUUUUGGAUUCUGCAGGAAUUAAUACAUACGGGCAUCAGAAUUCCUAGUUCUUGACAUUAAUUACGUCUUAUCCCUUCGGUUUCAAUAAAAUGGUCACACACUCACAGCCACACCCUAUAGGAUACUGUGGUACCUCAUUGGAAGUGCGAUGGAGUGAUAUCAUUUCAUGUUCUCAGCUCUAAAGCCUGUUGAGUGGGAAGUUUCUCCUUUUUUCAUUUGAAUGCUGUAGCAUUACACACUCAACUGCAUUAUGUCCUUCCUAUGCAUUUCAGCAGAACGAACAUGACCGCUUACCCUGCUGUUUUGGUCUACAGAUAUUUUGCCAGACUUACAGUUAUCUCAAACCUCAUUCCAGUCUCAUAUUUUACACAGCCACUUGCACAAUAUAAGGGACUGUUGGCCUUUCAGACUUGUUUGUUUACUAGUCAACUCGUGCCUUAUUGAAGAAGUAGUUUGCCUUCUCAUUAUGUAUGGAAUCUGCAGUUGAUUUAAUGAAUUAUUUUGGAAGAGAAUAUGAUGUAAAUUGGUACUGUUGCUGUCACUUAUUUUGUCAGCACCAUACGGUUUUAUAUGCAAUGAAUGUUUCCUAUAUAUUACUACUAUCUAGGCAUGUCUUUUUAAAUUAAUAAAAUUGAACCUGAGAUUUAA
Molecule: messenger RNA, 3759 nt
Organism: Astyanax mexicanus (Mexican tetra)
Lineage: Eukaryota; Metazoa; Chordata; Actinopteri; Characiformes; Acestrorhamphidae
Gene: porb
Product: P450 (cytochrome) oxidoreductase b
Exons: 15
Coding region: 541-2445 (634 amino acids)
Biological process (GO): response to hormone
Cellular component (GO): cytosol
Molecular function (GO): flavin adenine dinucleotide binding; NADPH-hemoprotein reductase activity; FMN binding
Source: RefSeq, a predicted model, not a curated record